AAAUUAAUUAACGCGUUACUAUUCCCUAUAUAAAUACCCGUUGCUGUGGUCCGAGUUAUCUAUGUAUUUCCAUCUUCUUCAACGCAAACGCAGGCCCUCCACCUUCAGCAAGCUACAAGUCCAGAAGAAAAUGGUGGGAAGGAAAGGGAGGAAAACGAAUCGAAAACACUCGCUGUCCACAAUCCGCUACAAUAAGAGAAAAAAUGGUGCCUCUAAGCGUAGUGCUUCCACCGUGCGCCGUCUCAAGAUGUACAACACCAAACCGAAGCGCAACAAUAAGGGGAAAAUUCUGAAGUUUGAAUUGCAAUCUAAAGAGCUUCCAGACACGCGUAUACGAUCCGAUCCUCGCUGGUUUGUGAACUCGAGGGUUGUAGAUCAGAAAAGGCUUCAAUAUUAUCGUGAAGAGCUACAGAGGCGCAUGGAGAAUAGCUACAAUGUGAUUUUGAAUCAGAGAAAGCUGCCAGUGUCCCUUUGAGUGAGUGAAUGUCUUCUGCAAUUAUGAUUAGUGAUUAAAAUAUUUAAAUGAUUCAAACACGUUUGAUCUGUCUGAGAGUUGAGGAUCUUUCUUUUCAUAUUUAUAUGCAUGGAAACCAAGUUUGUAGGCGAAAGAAAGAGCUCUAAUUUUCAGCAA
Manihot esculenta (cassava) is the source of this 631-nucleotide messenger RNA. Its product is annotated as nuclear/nucleolar GTPase 2. NCBI's taxonomy places the organism in Eukaryota, Viridiplantae, Streptophyta, Magnoliopsida, Malpighiales, Euphorbiaceae. The record is from RefSeq and is a predicted model, not a curated record. The coding region runs from base 62 to 475 and encodes 137 amino acids. The transcript has 3 exons.